This is a messenger RNA of Eubalaena glacialis (North Atlantic right whale), 2047 nucleotides long. RefSeq names its product G-patch domain containing 2 (gene GPATCH2). NCBI's taxonomy places the organism in Eukaryota, Metazoa, Chordata, Mammalia, Artiodactyla, Balaenidae. Gene Ontology annotation, molecular function: nucleic acid binding. Bases 324 to 1847 code for a protein of 507 amino acids. The transcript is spliced from 10 exons. The record is from RefSeq and is a predicted model, not a curated record.
CUGCUCCUGGGAAGCCGCUGGUGCUGUGGUAGUUGGAGUCUGUUCUCGGGCCUGAGCCUCGAGGCCAGGCUCCUGGGUGUCGUUAAUGUUCGGGGCCGCCGGGCGCCAACCGAUCGGAGCUCCAGCCGCCGGGAACAGCUGGUGAGGCUGGCGGCCCAGGGGAUGGGAGAUCUGGAAAGGGUGUGAUGGCCGGAGGCCGCUGGACCUGGAAUGGAAGGGGGAGGGAGUUGUGAUGGAUGAUCUGAAGACCUUUAGGCCUUGCUCUCACUCGUGCCUGGGAUGGACGCAGUUUGAGGAAGGCGUUGAGGCAUUUCAGUCGAACCAUGGAAGAACUGGUUCAUGAUCUUGUCUCAGCCCUGGAGGAGAGCUCGGAGCAAGCUCGAGGUGGAUUUGCCGAAACUGGAGACCAUUCUCGAAGUAUCUCUUGCCCUCUGAAACGCCAGGCCAGGAAACGGAGAGGGAGAAAACGGAGGUCGUAUAAUGUUCAUCACCCGUGGGAGACCGGUCACUGCUUAAGUGAAGGCUCUGAUUCUAGUUUGGAAGAACCAAGCAAGGACUAUAGAGAGAAUCACAAUAAUAAUAAAAAAGACCACAGCGACUCUGACGACCAAAUGUUAGUGGCAAAGCGCAGGCCAUCAUCGAACUUAAAUAACAACGUUCGCGGGAAAAGACCUCUCUGGCACGAGUCUGAUUUUGCCGUGGACAGCCUUGGGAACAGACCUCUGCGCAGGAGGAGGAAGGUCAAGCGCAUGGCAGUGGACCUCCCGCAGGACAGCGCUAACAAGCGGACAAUGACCCAGCCCCCCGAAGCUUGUAGAGAUCAGGACAUGGACAAUGACAGCAGAGCUUACCAAUAUCAAGAGUUCACCAAGAACAAAGUCAAGAAGAGGAAACUGAAAAUAGUCAGACAAGGACCAAAAAUCCAAGACGAAGGAGUAGUCUUAGAAAGUGAGGAAACAAGCCAGACCAAUAAGGACAAAAUGGAAUACGAAGAGCAAAAGGUCUCAGAUGAACUCAUGAGUGAAAGUGAUUCCAGCAGUCUCAGCAGCACUGAUGCUGGUUUGUUUACCAAUGAUGAGGGAAGACAAGGUGAUGAUGAGCAGAGCGACUGGUUUUACGAAAAGGAAUCAGGGGGAGCUUGUGGCAUCACUGGAGUCAUUCCCUGGUGGGAAAAGGAAGAUCCUACUGAUCUAGACAAAAAUUUACCAGAUCCUGUCUUUGAAAGUAUCCUAACUGGUUCUUUCCCCCUUAUGUCACAUCCGGGAAGAAGAGGUUUCCAAGCCAGACUCAGUCGCCUUCAUGGAAUGCCUUCCAAGAAUAUUAAAAAAUCGGGAGGGACCCCAACUUCAAUGGUGACCACUCCUGGCCCAGUCAGUAACAAGAGAAUGGUUCACUUUUCCCCAGAUUCUCAUCACCAUGACCAUUGGUUUAGCCCUGGGGCUAGGACAGAGCAUGGCCAGCAUCAGCAUCAGCUUCUGAGAGAUAACCGAGCUGAAAGAGGACACAAGAAAAACUGUUCUGUGAAAACAGCCAGCAGGCAAACAAGCAUGCAUUUAGGAUCCCUAUGCACUGGAGACAUCAAACGGAGAAGAAAAGCUGCACCUUUGCCUGGACCUACUACAGCAGGAUUUGUAGGAGAAAACGCCCAGCCAAUCCUAGAAAACAACAUUGGAAAUCGAAUGCUCCAGAACAUGGGCUGGACACCUGGGUCAGGUCUCGGACGAGAUGGCAAGGGGAUCGCUGAGCCGAUUCAAGCCAUGCAGAGGCCAAAAGGAUUAGGACUUGGAUUUCCUCUACCAAAAAGCAUCCCCACAACCACUGCCUCCAAUUCAGGAAAAUCCGCCUAAGAAGAAAAGCAAAGAAGAGAUGUUUUACCCAUUGUAUUUGCUCUAUGUAUCCCAUUGUUCUAAAAUUACAACAUAGCUUCUAUUUUUGAAGCUGAAAUCUAACAUCAAAGCCUCAAACUUGUCACUCUAGCUUCCUAGCUGUGUACAGUUCUGCCACAGUGAUAGAAAUGGGAUUCCAUCGCAAUUCAUGGUGCUAAAGU